This is a messenger RNA of Cynocephalus volans (Philippine flying lemur), 5482 nucleotides long. RefSeq names its product SIN3 transcription regulator family member B (gene SIN3B). The record is from RefSeq and is a predicted model, not a curated record. Gene Ontology annotation, molecular function: transcription corepressor activity. The transcript has 19 exons. The coding region runs from base 11 to 3385 and encodes 1124 amino acids. NCBI's taxonomy places the organism in Eukaryota, Metazoa, Chordata, Mammalia, Dermoptera, Cynocephalidae. Gene Ontology annotation, biological process: negative regulation of transcription by RNA polymerase II. Gene Ontology annotation, cellular component: Sin3-type complex; chromatin.
CACUUCCAACAUGGCGCACACUGGUGGCGGCAGCAGUGGGGGCGGCCCCGCAGGCCGGGGGCUGAGCGGCGCCCGCUGGGGUCGCUCGGGCUCCGCGGGCCACGAGAAGCUGCCAGUGCACGUGGAGGAUGCCCUCACUUACCUGGACCAGGUGAAGAUCCGCUUCGGCAGCGACCCCGCUACCUACAACGGCUUCCUGGAGAUCAUGAAGGAGUUCAAAAGCCAGAGCAUCGAUACUCCUGGAGUCAUCAGACGUGUCUCUCAGCUCUUCCACGAACACCCUGACCUUAUUGUUGGAUUCAAUGCUUUCCUUCCCCUUGGAUACAGAAUUGACAUUCCAAAGAACGGCAAGUUAAACAUACAGUCUCCUCUGAUGAACCAGGAGAAUUCACACAACCACGGUGACUGUGCAGAGGACUUCAAGCAACAGAUGCCGUAUAAGGAGGACAAACCCCAGGUGCCCUUGGAGUCAGAUUCCGUGGAAUUCAACAACGCCAUCAGCUACGUGAAUAAGAUUAAGACCCGCUUUCUAGACCACCCAGAAAUCUACAGGUCGUUCCUAGAGAUACUGCACACUUACCAGAAGGAGCAGCUGAACACAAAAGGCCGGCCGUUCCGAGGCAUGUCCGAAGAAGAGGUGUUCACCGAGGUUGCCAACCUCUUCCGGGGCCAGGAGGACCUGCUCUCCGAGUUUGGACAGUUCCUGCCUGAAGCCAAGCGGUCCCUGUUCACAGGCAAUGGGCCGUGCGAAAUGAACAGCGUUCAGAAGAAUGAGCACGAGAAGAGUCUGGAACACAGCAAAAAGCGCUCCCGGCCCUCGCUGCUCCGCCCUGUGUCUGUGCCAGCCAAGAAGAAGAUGAAACUCCGUGGUACCAAAGACCUGUCCAUCGCAGCCGUGGGGAAGUACGGCACCCUGCAGGAGUUCUCCUUCUUUGACAAGGUCCGCAGGGUGCUGAAAAGCCAGGAGGUGUACGAGAACUUCCUCCGCUGCAUCGCGCUCUUCAACCAGGAGCUUGUGUCUGGCUCUGAGCUCCUCCAGCUCGUCAGCCCAUUUCUAGGAAAAUUUCCAGAACUCUUUGCACAGUUCAAAUCCUUUCUGGGGGUGAAAGAGCUAUCGUUCGCACCGCCCAUGAGCGACAGAUCCGGGGAUGGAAUAAGCCGGGAAAUCGACUACGCAUCUUGCAAGCGCAUCGGCUCCAGCUACCGGGCACUCCCCAAGACCUACCAGCAGCCCAAGUGCAGUGGGAGGACGGCCAUCUGCAAGGAGGUGCUGAAUGACACCUGGGUUUCCUUCCCCUCCUGGUCAGAAGACUCCACAUUCGUCAGCUCCAAAAAGACGCCCUAUGAGGAGCAGCUGCACCGCUGUGAGGAUGAGCGCUUUGAGUUAGACGUCGUCCUGGAGACCAACCUGGCUACCAUCCGGGUGCUGGAAAGCGUGCAGAAGAAACUCUCACGCAUGGCACCCGAAGACCAGGAGAAGUUCCGGCUGGACGACUCCCUGGGGGGCACGUCAGAAGUGAUCCAGCGGCGCGCCAUCCACCGCAUCUACGGCGACAAGGCCCCAGAGAUCAUCGAGAGCCUCAAGAAAAACCCCGUCACUGCUGUCCCAGUCGUCCUGAAAAGGCUGAAAGCCAAGGAGGAGGAGUGGCGGGAGGCCCAGCAGGGCUUCAACAAGAUCUGGCGGGAGCAGUAUGAGAAGGCAUACCUCAAGUCCCUCGACCACCAAGCUGUGAACUUCAAGCAGAACGACACCAAGGCCCUGCGCUCCAAGAGUCUGCUCAAUGAGAUCGAGAGCGUCUAUGAUGAGCACCAGGAACAGCACUCGGAGGGCCGGAGCGCGCCCUCCAGUGAGCCACACCUGAUCUUCGUGUAUGAGGACCGGCAGAUCCUGGAGGAUGCGGCGGCCCUGGUCAGCUACUACGUGAAGCGGCAGCCAGCCAUCCAGAAGGAGGACCAGGGCACCAUCCACCAGCUCCUGCACCAGUUCGUGCCCAGCCUCUUCUUCUCCCAGCACCUGGACCUGGGGGCGUCUGAGGAGUCAGCCGAUGAGGACCGGGACAGCCCCCAGGGGCAGAGUGUGGACCCUGGCGAGCGCAAGAAGCCAGUGCCGGGGCCACAGAGCAGCCCCUCGGAAGAGAAGGGGGCCUUCGGGGAUGCGCCGGCCACCGAGCAGCCACCGCCCCCGCCGGCACACAAGCCCCUGGACGAUGUCUACAGCCUCUUCUUUGCCAACAACAACUGGUACUUCUUCCUGCGUCUGCACCAGACCCUGUGCUCGAGGCUCCUGAAGAUCUACCGCCAGGCGCAGAAGCAGCUCCUGGAGUACCGGACCGAGAAGGAGAGGGAGAGGCUGCUCUGCGAGGGCCGCAGGGAGAAGGGCAGCGACCCCGCCAUGGAGCUGCGACUCAAGCAGCCGAGUGAGGUGGAGCUGGAGGAGUAUUACCCGGCCUUCCUGGACAUGGUGCGGAGCCUACUAGAAGGGAGCAUUGACCCCACGCAGUACGAAGACACACUGCGCGAGAUGUUCACUAUCCACGCCUACAUAGGCUUCACCAUGGACAAGCUGGUGCAGAACAUCGCGCGGCAGCUGCACCACCUGGUGAGCGAUGACGUCUGCCUGAAGGUGGUGGAGCUCUAUCUGAAUGAGAAGAAGCGUGGGGCCGCUGGCGGCAACCUGUCCUCCCGCUGCGUCCGCGCUGCCAGGGAGACCAGCUACCAGUGGAAGGCCGAGCGGCGCAUGGCCGACGAGAACUGCUUCAAGGUGAUGUUUCUCCAGCGCAAAGGGCAGGUGAUCAUGACCAUCGAGCUCCUGGACACCGAGGAGGCCCAAACAGAAGACCCUGUGGAGGUCCAGCACCUGGCUCGGUACGUGGAGCAGUACGUGGGGACGGAGGGCGCAUCCAGCUCGCCCACUGAGGGCUUCCUCCUGAAACCUGUGUUCCUGCAGAGGAACCUCAAGAGGCUCCGCCGCCGGCAGUGUGCACAGGCGCGGGCCCUGCGCGGUGAGGCCAGGAGCUCCUGGAAGCGGCUCGUUGGUGUGGAGAGUGCCUGUGACGUGGACUGCCGCUUCAAGCUCGGCACCCACAAGAUGGUGUUCGUCGUCAACUCCGAGGACUGCGUGUACCGCCGUGGGGCCCUCUGCCGGGCCAAGCAGGUGCAGUCCCUGGUGCUGCUGCGCCACCACCAGCACUUUGAGGAGUGGCAUGGCCGCUGGCUGGAGGACAACGUGACGGUGGAGGCAGCCAGCCUGGUGCAGGACUGGCUGAUGGGUGAGGAGGACGAGGACAUGGUGCCCUGCAAGACGCUCUGCGAGACAGCACACGUGCACGGCUUGCCUGUCACCCGCUACCGUGUGCAGUACAGUCGCCGCCCGGCUUCGCCCUGAUGGGCAUGGAGCUCCCACGUGCCCUCAGCCUCUGCAGGAUGCUUUCAUGAAUGACCUGGGGGAGCCUCUGCCACCUGCCCUGCUGCUGUGGGACAAUGCACUCCAGAGCAGGACACCGCCUGCCACUUGGCCCCUCAGCUUCAUGGGGCCUGUCCUGUGCCAAACCCGAAACCCCUGGGGCACUUGACCCCUGGGGGGGCUCAGCCCCCACCUCAAGAGGGGGGAUGGGUGCGCUGGCCAGGGAACAAGUGAGCACGACUACACACCUGCCCGGCCGUGUGCACCACUCUGCCAAGUUCCCAGGUGGGUGGCACCGCAGGUCCUCAUGUUCCUACAGUGUCUUGGAAAAGUCACAGGUGAUGACACAUAACGUGUGCACUUGGGAGGGGGUUGGCAACCAAGAGACCCUGAUGGGGAAGGAGGGGUCCUGGGUGGACCUGCUUGAAAAGCAAGUCCUUUCUGAGCAUUCUGAGAGCUGCCAGAAACGUUGUCUGAAGGUUUGGGCAUCUCAGUCACUUCAAAAGUGAGGAGAGCCCUUCAGGCACACCCUUGGGAUCCCACCUUGACAUCCAGACCUGGAGCAGGCGGAUGGUGACUUGGAAGACCCCACUGUGCAUAAAAGAGAUGCCAAACCCCAUGUCGAUGUGGCAGCCGGACUCUGGGUCCAGGAGAAUUGGCCCACAUUCCCGUUGAACUCACGUGGCCCACCCUGGGAGGGCCCGUGGGUGUGGUCGUGUGCCCAAGGCGGAUGUUCUACAAAUACAUAUGUAGCACACGCACAUAUUUAUUCCUUUGCGCUCUCUUAGUGGUUGUACUUUCUGCAGCAGCCAGUCCCGCAGCUUCUUGGGGCUGAGAUCUCCUCAUGGAACUUGGCGAGUCCACCCUGACACUGCUGUUCCUAAAGCCCCCACCCAAGCUGCAUAGCACCUACCUACCCUGAGACCCACGUGGGGCCAGCCCAACUGCUCCAUGGAUCGUUUUUUUCCCUUUGUGAGGGGCUGAGUUGACUGUUCCUCAGAGGCAUCCAUGGCUUUUUGUGCCAAGAAUCCCACGCAAUUGGGGCUGGAGACCAGCCCUUUAAACCUCUUCCCCCGCAAGAUCCUCUGGCAGCCUCUCACCUAGAGCCGGCCCCACAAACAGGUGGGACCCAAACAGCUCUUGUGCUGGAUCCUAUCCUCAGCCACAGCCCUCACCCUCCUGCAGCAGAGCUGUGCCAAACUCAAGGUUCUGAGAAGUGGAAAAGUUUCUGGAAGUUUCCCAUGGAACUGGAGGCUCCCACACUUUUGAUUCCAGCCCUGGGGGAUUCUGAGGCCAUCGCUCCUGCCCAGGGUUUCCUCCCCAUGUUAUCUCACAUAUAAUGCAGACACUUUGUACUCAUCCUUGUUUUCUAAGAAAGGAAUUAAUUUAUCAUCAGGAUUCCUGAACCAGACCUUCCAGGCAGCCAGCAACCCUCGCCGAGCCCACAGCCCUGUCUGUGCCUCACCUCUCUCCAGUGGAGCCCUGCAGGCCUGGGGUGUGGCCAGAGACCCCUCUGAGUCCCUCCCCAAGGCGCCUGUCUCCCCACCAACCCCAACCCUGCAUGCUUCUAGGGAGCAUCUCUUCCAUUUUUGAGGGAUUCCUGUUCUGGGGCUUGCCCUUUCUCUGCAGCUGUUCUGAAUGUAGUUUUCCUUUUCUAUUUAUUUGCACAUUAAAGUUAAAUGCUGAUGUAAAGCCAUGAGGUUCUGCCAGUAUCUCCUGUGAGAAUCAGUGACUCCUCGCCUGGACCCAGAGUGAGCGAGUGUCCGCAUGUGCCCACCUGGCACCUGGAAGUCCCAAAGCACCGACAAGCCCUCCCUGCAGGGCAGCCCCUGGGAUGGCAGAGCCUGGCCCUGCCCAGCCGCAACAGGGGAGUGUUUUCUAGAAUAUUCUUUCCCAACUCAGUAUUCACAUUCAGUAGAAAUGAGAUGUGUUGUGCAUUAAAAGACACAGUGUCUUGUUCUGAGUUUCCUGUGCCCAGCCUGUGUGUCCCACUGCCCCUGGAACCCUACAUACUGAGGGUUGCACCUGCCAAAUGCACAAAACCACCCACUGUGCUCACCGCACCCCCACCCCCACCCC